Plasmodium gonderi is the source of this 423-nucleotide messenger RNA. RefSeq lists its product as hypothetical. The transcript has a single exon. Lineage: Eukaryota; Apicomplexa; Aconoidasida; Haemosporida; Plasmodiidae. The coding region runs from base 1 to 423 and encodes 140 amino acids. The record is from RefSeq and is a predicted model, not a curated record.
AUGAAAAAGGUGAAAAAUGAAAUUCUUAAAUUCUCACCUUUCGAGUUAAAUAAUAGGCAAUCACUAAUCAAUUUCUAUAAGGUAUUAAAUAAAGAAUACAUAUGUGGAGAACUACAUCAGAACAUCAUUUUAAAUCCCGAGAAAAAAUCACCAUUCCUGUACUUGGAACUCAGGAAAAAUGAAAUUACAUUCGGCUUUAAGGACACGAAUAAUGACUUAUAUCAACAGCUAGUAAAAAUAAAAGAUAAGAAAAUAUUUGGCCAAACUCUAACUAUACAUGAUGAACAAAUUGCACAUUUAAUUAAGGAUAUCAAAAAUUAUUCCUACAUACAAGGAGGUGCAUUAGUUACCUUUGACAAAACAAUGCUCAAGAAUUAUGUUCACAUACAGUUACAAAAGCUUAACGAAAUUGCGUCUAAGUGA